Messenger RNA from Chenopodium quinoa (quinoa), 1675 nucleotides. Its product is annotated as protein FAR1-RELATED SEQUENCE 5-like. Lineage: Eukaryota; Viridiplantae; Streptophyta; Magnoliopsida; Caryophyllales; Amaranthaceae. Gene Ontology annotation, molecular function: zinc ion binding. The transcript is spliced from 4 exons. Gene Ontology annotation, biological process: regulation of DNA-templated transcription. The coding region runs from base 41 to 1675 and encodes 544 amino acids. The record is from RefSeq and is a predicted model, not a curated record.
CUUUAAAUAGGUGAAUAUUGGUCCUGUUGCAACUUUUCGAAUGAUGAAGGAAAUUGUUGGAGGAUAUGAUAACAUCGGUGCAUCUAAGCAAGAUUUCAAAAAAUUUCAUAGAGAUUUGAAAGCAUACAUUCAAGGAAGUGAUGCUCAAAUGUUCGUGGAUAACUUUACCAACAAAAAGCUAAUGUGGAGCGCUUUUUUCUUUGAUUUUGAGAUGGAUGAAGAUUAUUGCCUUUGUAGAGCAUUAUGGGCUGACCCCCUUUGUAAAAAGAGUUACGCUCUUUUUGGUGAUAUGGUAUCCUUUGAUACCACAUACCAAACCAAUAGGUACAACAUGGUGUUUACUCCAUUUACAGGGGUUGACCAUCAUAAGAGCUGCAUUACUUUUGCUGCUGGUUUCAUAACAAAGGAAGAUAUAGUGUCAUUUGAGUGGUUGUUCAGAUCAUUUCUCAAAGAAAUGGGUGGAAAUGAACCGAAUUGUAUGAUUACAGAUCAAGAUCCAGCAAUGAAAAUUUCUGUUAAAAGUGUGUUUAACAAGACUGAACAUCGGUUCUGUAUGUGGCACAUAAUGAAAAAGUUACCAGAUAAGGUGGAGAAAUCAAUCAUGCAAGAAGAAACUGGUUUCCUAAAAAAAUUAUGUGCUUGUGUUUGGCAUCUUGAAAUUGAACCUGCUGAGUUUGAAGAAAGGUGGAACAAGGUGAUGGUUGAAUACCACUUGGAAGAACAUGAGUGGUUAGGUUAUAUGUACAAGAUAAGGAACAAGUGGAUUCCGGCGUAUUUCAGAGAUGUGUUCCUUGGAGGAAUAAUGCGUACAACAUCAAGAUCCGAAAGCGAAAACAACUUUUUUAGCUCCUUUAUCAAUCCUCAUGUGUCACUUGUUGAGUUUUACUUGAGAUAUGAAGCUGCAAUUGAUGCCCAGAGACACACUCAAGGUCAGAAUGAUAAUGAUUCAAAGCACAAAUAUCCUGAGUGCAAAACACCACUAGGGAUAGAAAAGCAUGAAUUUCAAUAUGAGAAAGAAAAUGGAUUGGAAGUUGCAAAAGUAAGUGAAGGAAAUCGGAUUAGAACAUUUGAUGUUGUGUUUAAUCCAACUAACUAUGACACCACAUGUUCUUGCAAGUUGUUUUAUAGACAAGGUAUUCCAUGUAGACAUAUGAUUUGGGUUUGGAAAGCAAAAAGGUUUGAAACCAUUCCUGAGCAGUAUAUGCUACACAGAUGGACUACUAUGGCACUAAAAAAACCAAUUUUUGACUUGCGUGGAAACCUGUUGGAGCAAUGUGCUAAUUUAAUUGACAAGAAAAAAUUGUUAAAUGACUUAUGGUCAGAGAUACACACUUGUGUAAGUUUGGCAGAAGGAAAUGAUGAAGAUAUUCAAGAUCUUGUGAUAAAUCUUCAAGGAAUAAGAAAGGAUUUGGAAGCUAAGAGGAUUGCAAGAAAUAAUGAAACAACAGGAAGUGCAAACAACAAAGCACAAGACAUUGAGCUAUUGAUUGGAGCUAGUGUGCCAACUGAAAUAAUUGUCAAACCUCCAAAAAUUUCAAAGAAUAAAGGGACUGGAGUUCAUGUAUCAAAUGAAGAGACUUCAAAAGAGAAAGGGGCUGGGAUUGAUGUGCCAAAUGUUGAAACAAGAGGUAGAAGUGCAAAAAGGCUGAAGGGAGAGAAAGAAAAGUGUGUGUGA